Stegastes partitus (bicolor damselfish) is the source of this 861-nucleotide messenger RNA. Its product is annotated as HLA class I histocompatibility antigen, B-40 alpha chain-like. The annotation marks the transcript as partial. The transcript has 3 exons. NCBI's taxonomy places the organism in Eukaryota, Metazoa, Chordata, Actinopteri, Pomacentridae. Gene Ontology annotation, cellular component: external side of plasma membrane. The record is from RefSeq and is a predicted model, not a curated record. Gene Ontology annotation, biological process: immune response.
CCUUCAGACGUCCAUGUUCUCCAGUGGAUGCAUGGCUGUGUGGGCGAUGUCCAGCCCGACGGCUCUCUCACAUUUGUCACCGGCAUGGACAUGUACAACUACGAUGGAGACGACUUCCUGUCCUUUGAUGAUACAAACGGCGUCUGGAUCGCCCCGGUUGAAGCGGCGCUGCCAACCAAGAGGAAGUGGGACGGCGUCCAGGUCCUGAAAGAGUACACCAAGGGCUACCUGGAGAAUGAGUGCAUGAAGUGGCUGAAGGAGUUCAUGGAGUUCGGGCAACAGCAGCUGAAAGAAGUCUCUCCACCUGAGGUGUUCGUGUAUACAUCGAAGUCCAAAGUGGAGACCAAUGUGGUUCUGAAUUGCAUGGCCACAGGCUUCUACCCAAAAGACAUCAUUCUGCAGAUCAAACAGAACGGCCGUGUCCUGGAAAAACUGGACGGGGUGGAGAGCUCAGGUGUUCGUCCAAAUGAUGACGACACCUUUCAGAGGAAAGACCAUGUGGAGAUUUUGAAGACUGAUGUGUUGACCUACAGCUGUCGAAUCAUUCAUAAAGCAUCUGAUAUAGACAUUGAGCAUCUUUGGACUGCAGAUUCCAAGACGGGUAUCAUCAUCGGCGCAGUGAUAGGGUCAAUUGUGGUUGUUGGUGCUGUUGUGGGGCUGAUCUUGUACAAGACGGGCAUUCUUGGUAGGUUCAGCAUGCUGUAUAAUCCCUGUCUUUAUCAACAGUGGUGUGAAAUAUAUUGUUUCAGAUUGUUUUUCUAUCAUGUGACAGACAUUACAAACAGAGCUGUAAAGUGCUGUGCUGUAGUGUGUGUUUCACACCAACAUUUAAGCUACUUGGAUAGAAUCAUUGAUAUGUAA